AUGGCUAGUGCAGACGUCUCUAAGGGCACCAAUGCCCUCGAAAAGCCCAUUCCUAUAUGGACACCCACGGUUCCGCAGGAUCAGAUCCCCAUGAACAUCUACCGCGCCCAUAUCAACCGCAAGUUCAACCAGAAGUUGCGUUCAUCGCAGGAGCUGCAUCAAUGGUCCGUCAACAAUUUGCAGGACUUCUGGACGGACCUCCACCAGUACACGGGCAUCAUUCCAGCCCUGCCCCCGACAGUCACCACUGCAUAUGAUCCCAAUAUUCCGAUGGAAAAAGUGCCGGAGUUCUUUCGGGGUGCAACCGUCAACUAUGCGGAAAAUGUGCUUUCGGGCAGAGACCUCGACAAGAAGGCCCUGGUUGGAGUCCGUGAAGGGCAAGGCUUGAGCGGCGAGGUCUGGACCUGGGGCCUGUUGAGAGAGAAUGUGAGAAAGGCGAGGAGUGCCUUGCUGCGGCUUGGGGUUAAGGAAGGAGACCGCGUGUCAGCCAUUAUCUCAACCAGCGUGUGGUCCGUUGGAUUAUUCCUGGCCACCGCAAGCAUUGGUGCUAUCUGGACCAGCAUUGCACCGGAUCUCGGUGAAGAGGGAUGUCUGUCGCGACUGCAACAAGUCACACCGCGGGUUUUGUUUGCCGACGGCGAGUCGACAUACAAGGGCAAGUUUAAGUCGAAUGUACCCAAGAUUCGCAAUAUCGUCAAGGCCAUGAAAAUCAAGCCCCAGGUAUUUUUGAUUCCUAUUACUGGCAAUCAUGAACAGGCAUUCCCCAGCCUCGAGUCAUUUUUGUCCAUGUCGCAGCCGAGCGAUACUUUGGAGUUCAAGAGAGUUCCGUUCUCACACUCACUUUACAUUCUCUACACCAGCGGCACCACCGGACAGCCAAAGUGCUUGGUCCACAGCCACAGCGUCAUCCUACAGCACAAGAAGACAUCGGUCUUGCACAACUCAUUGACCGCCGAUGAUGUUGUAUUCCAGUACAGCAGCACUUCAUGGGUGCUAUGGAACAUCAUGAUUGGCCAUCUGUCUGUGGGCCCGACUCUGGUUCUAUACGACGGAUCACCGCUGUGGCCAACCGCGAAGACGAUGGUGAAGAUCGCUGAGCAUCAUCGGGUGACAUACUGGGGCGUGUCUCCGCGCUAUCUUCAGGAGCUGGAGAUGACUGGAUGCAUUCCCAAGAAUGAAUUCGACUUGUCCUCUAUGAAGAUGGUGCAGACAGGCGGGUCCCAUCUUGGAGCCGACCAGUAUCACUGGUUCUACCGCGCAUUCCCGCCUAGAAUCCAUCUCACUAGUGUCACUGGUGGCACGGACUUGGUUACAUCCUGGAUCGGAACCGACCCAGCAGGCCCCCUAUAUCCCGGCGAGAUCCAGCUUCCCAUGCUGGGCCAGGACGUGGAUGUGGCUGAUCCUAUCACGGGCGAGUCGACCAAGACCACUGGGCAGCAUGGCGAAUUCGUAUGCCGCAAGCCAUUUCCAUCCAUGCCGGUCUUUUUCUGGGGUGAUAAAGACGGAGAAAAGUACAAGAGCACGUAUUUUGACAAGUUCGAAAACUGCUGGGCUCAGCAUGAUUGGGCAAGCUACAAUCCCUUGACAAAGGGAUGGCAGAUUCACGGCAGAAGUGACGGUGUGUUGAACCCGCAAGGCAUUCGCUUCGGAUCGUCGGACAUCUAUUCAAUUACCGAGUCGGCUCCUUUUAAUUCGGUGAUCUCAACCACUCUGUGUGUUGGGCGAAGGAGACCGCAAAGGGACACUGAUGAGUCUGUUUUCCUGUUUGUCGUGAUGCAGCCCAACAAGCUUUACAGUAGCCAACUCGCCCUGGAACUGAAAGAUGCCAUCCGCAGUGGACUAAGUAGCAAGCAUGUCCCGCGCUUUGUGAUUGAGGUGAAGGAGGUACCCAUGACGGUCAAUGGCAAGAAAGUCGAAACCUUGGUCAAACAGGUAAUUUGCUCGGGUCAGCUUCCCAAGACAAUCAGCAGCACAGUGGCAAACCCGGGAUGUCUGGAUCACUUCAGACAGUAUUAUGAUCUGGAGGCAAACAAGGAGAGCAGGAGCAAGCUAUAG
Molecule: messenger RNA, 2055 nt
Organism: Penicillium riverlandense
Lineage: Eukaryota; Fungi; Ascomycota; Eurotiomycetes; Eurotiales; Aspergillaceae
Exons: 3
Coding region: 1-2055 (684 amino acids)
Biological process (GO): lipid metabolic process
Cellular component (GO): cytosol
Molecular function (GO): acetoacetate-CoA ligase activity
Source: RefSeq, a predicted model, not a curated record